UGAGGACGUCUGUUUUGGUGAACUUGGAGUGAUAUAAAAACAGAGCUUAUUUUUCGUAGGCUGGGCUAAAAAAAAACAUGAUCAUUUAAACUCCAGUUUGAGACAGGAUCUACAGGAUGAGGCUGCGAGGGAUUGUCUCUCUUUUUAUACUGGUGGUUAGCCUCAUCUUAGUCUGGGUCUUCUUUGUUGAUAAGACGUAUCUCUGGGAUCUUCAGGAGAAUGAAAAACAUCGGUUGCAGCGCAAAGAGCUUCCUCGAUCAGACUGUGAUCCUCCAGUUCUGUUUCAGUCUCACCCAGGCUGCUGUCCUCAGAAAGUCUGCGCUGUAGAUCACUACCCUUUCUUUAUCCGCAGUGGAGUAGCCAACGUGGUGGGACCAAAGAUCUGCUUCAACAACUCCAUUAUAAUGGGAGGGAUAAUGAAUAAUAUCGGACAGGGUCUGAACAUUGUGGUGGUGAAGGGUGAAACUGGAGAGAUAUUGAAGAGCAACUACUUCAACGCCCACACCGGGGAAUUACUUGAGUUUCUAAAGUCAAUACAGGCUGGAAAUAUAGUUUGUGUGGCUUCAUAUGAAGAUCCGGCAGAAGUGUUGACUGAUGAAAUCAGGGAGAUUUUUAUCAGGUUAGGAAGCACAAUGAGCCGCUCGGUGAAGAGGCGGGACACCUGGGUGUUUGUCGGAGCUGAAGGGAUAAUUAAGGAAAGUCCUUUUGAGAAGCUCUCCGCUAAUGAUGAGAAGAGCAACGUGUAUGGAGGCUGGCCAGAGAUGAGGGAGGUGGGUGGCUGCUUUCCCAGAAAGAUCUGACUGACACUAAAUGAGCAUGUUCUGCAGCAGCCAACGGGAUCGUUAGAAACACGGAGCUUUUCAAACGUGGGAUUUAGAAGCUUUGAAGUUUGGAAGUGCUGCAAAGUGUUCACAUAUGGAAGCCUGCAUGUGACGGCCAUGUACUGCCCACAGCCUGCGCAUCCUGCUGACAGAGUCACAGUACCACAUCAAAUGUUCACCAUCUUUCAGAAAUAAAUUGAUAAAAAAGUAUGGUAUUAUUGUUACUUUAUGAGACAAUGUUAUAGAUUUUAAUUAACAAGUCUUUUCUUACACUCUUUCUACAUUCUGUCUCUCGUGUCUGUUUGUGUGCUCUUUUUAUUGAAUUCCGUCUAUUUCUCUUUAACUGUUGCAAUCCAUGUCUGCAGUUGAAAGAAAUAAUUAUUUUAAUUAUUUAAACAUAUUAAAAAUGGUUAAAAUUUAUGUUUUUUAAUAGUUUAUGCAUUUUAAUUAUUCAUUGAACAGUUUUCCAUCUGACUUCAUAUUAUUAUAUAUUUCUCAAAUUAUCUCCAUUCUUAUCUUAGGUAAAGCAUAAGCUGUCCACCCUGUCAUGGUAAAAUUUCAAGGCAAUUAAAAUAUAUUGAGAGGAUCAAAAUAUAUUUAUAUGUAUUUGAUGUGUAUUUCUCAUUCCCUUAUUUCCACUUAUUUCAUAUAUGAAUUAUGCGUUUAUAAAAGCUAAUACAUGGCUUACUUUGAUCAAAAGCAAUAUAACCUUUUAUUAUUUUUUUCAUUAAAAGCAUUUAAAGGCACCGUGAGUCUUGGCCACUUUUGGGAAGAAUGUAUAGCUGUCUGCAUAGCUGUGUACACAAACACAUAGUGAAGGCACAACACACUCUCUCUUACUCUGUUUUCUCUCUCUCAGUUUCAAUUAAAGGGCCCUAUUGUAGAAAUCUAUAGGCAUGCUGUCAACCGUGCACCAAUGCAGCUUGAUUUAGGGCGUGUCAGUGUUUUCUUGCUAUCGUAAUGACUGGAAAAGUAUGCCUUGCGCCCUUUGUUCUUAUUCUCUUAAUUAAUCACAGGUGUGUUUUUGUGUAAAAUAAAAUAAACCAAUCAGUGUG
Messenger RNA from Astyanax mexicanus (Mexican tetra), 1876 nucleotides. RefSeq lists its product as uncharacterized. The transcript has 9 exons. Bases 117 to 800 code for a protein of 227 amino acids. NCBI's taxonomy places the organism in Eukaryota, Metazoa, Chordata, Actinopteri, Characiformes, Acestrorhamphidae. The record is from RefSeq and is a predicted model, not a curated record.